Messenger RNA from Symbiodinium natans, 1425 nucleotides. The record is from the annotation of a GenBank genome assembly. NCBI's taxonomy places the organism in Eukaryota, Dinophyceae, Suessiales, Symbiodiniaceae.
AUGAAAGGCGGAAAGCCCGGCCAGCUGGUGUUCGUAAAGGUUGAUGCUCAGUUUGGAAACCCAACAUGGAGACAAGGCAUCAUCGUUCAGCAAAAGUCAAAAGGUGCAGCGGCGCAGUUCAUGAUCAUGGUCAGGGCAGUGGAUCAAGCAUCUUUGCCAAGCUCAGUAGAAAUUACAAUGAUGGAGAUAGAAAGCCGGAAGUACAUGAUAGUGGAAGGGGGCGAGCGUCAGCUCGUGUCCAACGUGCCGCAGGAGCCUUUUGCAGCAUUGGAAGUCAGUGGUGCCACUCUGCUGAAAGAAGGGAGGCGAUGGAUAUCAGAGACAGAAGACAUCCACACUGCCACCGCGUCAGAGGAGCCAGAGGCUCCCAAGGUCAGUGCGGAUCACUUCGUCGAUGUUCAAGAGCCGAGCGAGGAGAGCUCCAGCUCGGAGCCCAGUUCCGAGGCAGAGAAAGACAAGGACGAAGUGGACGACGAGCUACUCCGACUUCUACGGCAAGCGCAAAAGAGCAGUCCCGCUUUUGGUGGAAAGAGCGCAAGCUCCGGCGAGCGGAAAAGCAAGAAGGACAAGAAGGACAAGACUUCGCGAGGCUUCGCUUUGUUCGAGGGCGAGAAGACCAAGCGCAAAUCGACUGGAAGUGGGGAGGACACACUGACGGAGGCAAUGCAGAAGCUUCUGUUGAGUUCAGCAGGGAAACCGGACCCGCAGGCGCUUCAGACGUUGCUGAUGAUGAAGAUUCUCAGCGACACCUCAGCGCAGGACAAAGGAAAGAGCCGAAACCUGAAGGACACCAGGGACUCGUCCAGCAGCGACUCGUCCUCAGAAGACGGCAAAAAGCUCAGGGGUGCGGCGCGUGCUUUCCGGCGCCACAGAAAAGCACAAGAGGCCAUGUGGAGAAAACCCAUGAAGCAUGUUCGGACAUACACAGAGGAGGUGGAAACCGAGUUGGGAGUGGAGGGCGGAGACAAGCCCUACCACCUUUGGGAUUUCACCCGCAGAAUCCCUUUCGGCAAGCAGAAGGGGCUCUUUCGAGCGCACUUCCUCGUCUCGCACAUCCUCAAGCACCUGUUGGACGACGAUCCGAAAGCAGCAGCGCUGAUGACCGUGCUCACUCUCAGAUGCCUGCACCAAGUGGCAUUGGACGGAGGCAACUGGGAGAUAGGCUGGGCGCUCACCAGUCUCAAGGACCCGCUGGCUCGGAAGCGGUGGGGCGGCGAACCGGCCCAACUGGAGAGUGCAGCAGAGUACCUUCGAGCAGUCCAAGAUCUGGAAAAGCGCACCAAGCAAGCAGCUUGGUGGAACCAAAGUCAGGAGCACCAGGAAACCGAGCCUGGCGAGAGCGACAAAGUGUGGAGGCCGCCGGGUCCGGCAAAAGGCGGCCGCAAAGGAAAGGAGAAAGGCGACAAGCCUUCGGACGGAGCCUGA